AUGAAGAAAUAUAUCAAUAUCGUAGGAGUUGCCGUCCUUGGGCAUGCUGUCACUUAGGAAAAUGUAAUCGCUACAGAACUAUCAGUUUAAAACCCAAAUCCAUAAGUCAUCCUUUAUAGUGGAUAUGAUCCACUAUACGAACAAUAACAUCAACUUAAGGAAGGUGCUUAUCUUGAUGCAAUGCAAAAGAUUUAUGGAACUUCUGUAUAAUCACCAAAAGAUGACGCUAAUAAUGAUGAUCCACUCUUUGACCUUAAAAGAGAAUUAAAGCAAGCAGAUUACCUCUAAAUGUUACAAAAUAUCUAAGAUAGACCUCAAGGUACUAAUGGAGCAAACCCAUUAAGUAAUACUGAAUAUCAACUUAGAGAAUAAGCUUACCUAUAAUCUCUUCAAAAGAUUUAUGGAACUAAAGUCCAAGAGCCAAUGGUAUAAAUGACACUCAAUAAUGGAAAUGUACAACAAUAAUAAUUUAUGAUGGGCUAUCAUCAAAUAACUGACGCUGAAAUUUAAAAAGAAUUAGACUAUAUGAGAGGUAGAAGUGCUUAGAAUGCUAAAUCACCAAAUGUUUAGAAAGGUAAUGAGCUUUCUGAAUUACAAAGAGAAAUGAUAAAAUCAAAAUAUCUCGGUGGAAUGCAAAAUAUCAAUGGUCAUUAUGCUAAUGUAUAAUCACCUCAAUAUGGAUACUACGAUCCAUUAUAUCAGCAAAAGCACCAACUUAAAUAAGGAGGUUACCUUGAUGCAAUGUAAAAGAUUUAUGGUACUUCCGUCCAAGAACCAAACGUUCAAGGAGGAGAUCCAUUAGCAGAUGUUGAGAGAGAAAUGAAGUAAGCUGCCUAUCUUGAAGCACUAUAAAACAUCCAUGGACACUACAAUGUCUAAUCUUCAAAAGUUGAGAAUAUCGAUAAUGCAGAGAUAGAGAGAGAAUUUAAAUAAGCACUACUACUCAAUCCUAUUAAUGAUAUCGUAGUUCAUCCUUAUGCCAAUGUUUAAGCUCGUCUUCACAAGCAAGUCCCGGUUGAUCCAUUGUAAUAAACUUAAUGGGAACUGAAAGAGCAGGCAAAACUUGAAGCUCUCCAAAAAAUCUAUGGAAAUAAUGUUCAAUCGGGAAACCCUUUGUCUGAUUUAGAGAGAGAAAUGAAAUAAGCUACCUACUUAAAUGGAAUGCAAAAUAUCUACGGACAUUAUGCAAAGGUCUAAUCACCAAAAUCUUAAUACUUGUGGGAGAACUAUUAAUAGAUAGAGUGUAAAAGAGCCCCAUGUCCAUCAUACCCUAUGAGCAAGAUGCAUAAUGAACCUUAUAAUUAAGAUGUGAAUAAAAUCUAUGGACCUCAAGUUUAAAAGCAAAAGGCUAAAGAUUACAACCCACUAGCUGAUGUUGAGAGAGAAAUGAAGCAAGCAGCUUAUCUUGAGGCACUUGAGAGGAUUCACGGGGACUUGACACCUCAUGUUCAAGACUAUAAGGAUAAAUCAGAGAUGAGGCCUAUCAGAGGAUACAGAAGUGACUGGGAAGAUGAUGAAUGA
Stylonychia lemnae is the source of this 1521-nucleotide messenger RNA. The record is from the annotation of a GenBank genome assembly. NCBI's taxonomy places the organism in Eukaryota, Ciliophora, Spirotrichea, Sporadotrichida, Oxytrichidae.